AAACAAAUUAGUAUUUCCUUGAGAUCCAAACUAUUCAACAUGAAAGUGGCAAUUUUCACUUUAGCGGUCAUAGCAGCUGUUAACGCAGCUGUUCUGCCAUCACAAACAUUGGGUGUGACCAAGGAUGAGAUCGAUGAACUAGUAAAGGAAGCACUUGAUAAUUACUUGAAAAAACUACAAAAGGACGGUGUUCAUUUUGGUCGAUCUCCUCUCCUGCCACUGGAACUUAAAGAUGCCAAACUUUACCUUCAGCUGUUGGAUCUUGAAGGACAUGUCUCAGAAUUACCAACUUAUGAGGAAUCUAGUACUUUAACAGACACAGAACUUGAUCUUUCUCUAAAGGGUUCAUUCAAGAAUUUCAAUACCAAAGGCCAACUUAGUCUAACCGGGAGUGUUAAAGGAAAGCCUUUCUUGCAAAAAGGAGAUGUUGUCAUGUCUUGGGAAGAUGUUGAUCAGGAUGUCUUCUUCAAAGCAGUUUACGAUUCAAAAUCUGUGACUGUGACCGAUAUGAAAUUUGACAACGAUUUCAAAGUCAACCAAGUAAAACUUACAGGACUCGAUGUAGAAGGAGUUACAGAGCAAGAAUUGGAAGAAGCUGUUCAAAAAGCAACCAACAAAUUUGUUCAAUAUGUUGAAAGUGAAGUUCAUCAUAUGGAUUGGGCUGGAGUGUUAAACCAGUUUUUCAAAGGAAAAAAUCUCGAUCAAGUCUAUCAAAUGUUGAAGCUACUUUUAACCAGUAGUUAAUUACUCAAUUUUUGAAAAAUAAAGAUUAUAGAGAAAAACUA
Molecule: messenger RNA, 785 nt
Organism: Cimex lectularius (bed bug)
Lineage: Eukaryota; Metazoa; Arthropoda; Insecta; Hemiptera; Cimicidae
Exons: 4
Coding region: 40-744 (234 amino acids)
Source: RefSeq, a predicted model, not a curated record